AUGGGGCCUGCCUGGGUCCAGGUCUCCCUGACAGGUACUCUCUGGUUACUGGCACUCUCGGCAUUUCUAACACCUGUCUGCCGCUCCUAUGAUCCACCAGUAUGGCGCUUCACUUCCUCUGAAAUUGUGAUCCCCAGGAAAGUGCCCCAGAGGAGGAGUGGAGUUGAGAUGCCAGACCAGCUCUCCUACAGCAUACGCUUCCAGGGCCGAAGGCAUGUGAUCCACAUGAAGCUCAAGAAGGCCUUGCUGCCCAGACAUUUUCCUGUUAUUACUGAUAACGACCAAGGGGCCAUGCAGGAGGACUAUCCCUUUGUCCCCCGAGACUGUUACUACUACAGCUACCUGGAAGGAGUUCCUGGGUCCGUGGCCACACUGGACACUUGCUAUGGAGGUCUGCGUGGCAUGAUACAGGUGGAUGACUCGACUUAUGAAAUCAAACCCCUCGAGGCUUCUUCCAAAUUUGAACAUCUGCUAUCUUUGCUUGUGUCAGAAGAAAGACCAGGAGAGGCUGACAUGUGUAACAUUGACGAGGAACAGACAGAUCAAACACUUGAAAAGGUAAAACUUGCUGAAAUUCCUAGAGCAGGCCCCGUUUAUUUGUGGAGGCUUCAUAAGAAAAACCUGAAACUUCACUACACGAUUUCUAACUCACUAGUUGUGCAGCUGCAAAGCAACAUGUCACGCAUAAUAGAGAGUGCAGUGGUUAUAAACAGCAUACUGCAUACCAUUUUCAAACAGGUUUAUUUAAAUGUCUUCAUACGUAUGUUGUGCAUAUGGGAUGGAAUGGAUGCAAUGAAUCUUUAUGGCUGGAAUAGUGUCUCAAGUGCUGUAUCUGAAUUUGGUUUGUGGAAAUAUUGGGGAUGGUAUAAUAACUUUCCACAUGAUACUUCAGUUCUUUUAACAGGACAUGAAAUUUCAGGAUCCCACUAUUAUACCAACUUUAAUGGAGUAUGCAAUCCCAACUGGGGAGUAGUAUAUGUGUUUGCAGCAAGGGUUCACCUAUUUUUUGCUGCAACUAUUACAGCACAUACAAUAUGUCAUAACAUGGGCGUAUCACAUGAUAAAAAUUAUUGUGUUUGUUUUCGAAGAAGCAACUGUCUCAUGAAAACUCCACCUGGUCUUCGAGAUAUAAUGAGUAAUUGUUCUUUUGAUGAAAUGCAUAACAGACUUCAUGAAUGGGAUCCUUGUUUGAGUCCGACAAACAAUCCAUAUAAAAAUUUUCCUUACGUAGCUCCUCGUUGUGGAGACAAGAUCAAAAAUCAGCAGGAAGAAUGUGAUUGUGGCUCUAUUAAAGACUGUAUUGAUGAUAAGUGUUGUGAGACCAAUUGUGCCCUCAGACUUGGCAGUGACUGUAAUACAGGAGGUUGCUGCCACAACUGUAAAUAUGCUCAUCCUGGAGUGGUUUGCAGGGACAUACUUGGUAUUUGUGAUCUACCGGAAUACUGUGGUGGGAAAAAUGAGACGUGCCCAGAUGAUGUCUACAUUCAGGAUGGAACUCCAUGUUCAGCAGUAGCUGUUUGUGUGAGAGGAAACUGCAGUGACCGUGAUUUGCAGUGUCAAGCCCUUUUUGGUUACCAAGUAGAAGAUGGUAAACCAAUAUGCUAUCAACAAUUGAAUAGAAUGGGUGACCGAUUUGGAAACUGUGGGGUUAAGAUAAUACGAGGGGGAAGUCAACCUGUUCCGUGUGAAGAAGAUGACAUUUUUUGCGGAAUGCUGCACUGUAAGGGUGUCAAAAGUAUUCCGGGUGGAGGUGAGCACACUACAUUUCGUAAAAUAUUAAUACAAGAAGUUUCAGAAGAAGAAUGCUUUGGAUAUGAUGCACACCACGGAACAGAAUUGCCAGAAUUCGGGCUUGUAGUGGAUGGUGCAACAUGUGGCCCAGGAAAAUACUGUUUACAACAGAAUUGUACUUUUUAUCAGGACAUGAAUUUUGACUGUGAUGUGAGGAAAUGCAAUUUCAAAGGAGUGUGCAACAACAACAAAAAUUGUCACUGUGUUCGUGGUUGGAGACCACCAGUUUGUGAAGUGAAAGGAGCAGGUGGUAGUAUAGAUAGUGGCCCUCCACCUGAUAUGGAAAGUGGCCUUCAAGCCAGAAUAGUAGUGAAUAUAAACCUGGCGCUACUUUUUAUAUUAAUUCGUUUCGGUCUUUUUCUGCUUGUGCUUAUCUUUGGUGGCCUUACACAAGAAAAACGAUCUCUAGAAGAGAGAACAGUGGAAGUUACUAAAGAACCUGAAGAUACUAAGCAAGCGUAA
Messenger RNA from Propithecus coquereli (Coquerel's sifaka), 2253 nucleotides. Its product is annotated as disintegrin and metalloproteinase domain-containing protein 20-like. Lineage: Eukaryota; Metazoa; Chordata; Mammalia; Primates; Indriidae. Gene Ontology annotation, cellular component: plasma membrane; external side of plasma membrane; sperm head plasma membrane. The record is from RefSeq and is a predicted model, not a curated record. Gene Ontology annotation, biological process: proteolysis; male gonad development. Gene Ontology annotation, molecular function: metalloendopeptidase activity. Bases 1 to 2253 code for a protein of 750 amino acids. The transcript has a single exon.